This is a messenger RNA of Macrosteles quadrilineatus (aster leafhopper), 3988 nucleotides long. Its product is annotated as proton-coupled amino acid transporter-like protein pathetic. Gene Ontology annotation, molecular function: amino acid transmembrane transporter activity. Bases 54 to 1628 code for a protein of 524 amino acids. Gene Ontology annotation, cellular component: vacuolar membrane. The record is from RefSeq and is a predicted model, not a curated record. NCBI's taxonomy places the organism in Eukaryota, Metazoa, Arthropoda, Insecta, Hemiptera, Cicadellidae. Gene Ontology annotation, biological process: amino acid transmembrane transport. The transcript is spliced from 10 exons.
GGUUGCGCGCCUAACUGAGCGGAUGUACCCCAGCCCUUCCGUACUUCUCGUAGAUGAUAAGCUACAAGAACAUCCCCACGAGGUCAGAGAUGCAGAGCGACGAUAGUCUGGACCUCAUUGACGAGAGUAAGCUGAAGAUUGUGUUUACACACACAGAACCCGACCCCACGGGGAAGACGAUACGCCCCACAAUCACAGAGUAUGACCCCAAGAAGAGAACAGUUCGCACAGAGCUGGGGGACCUGGUGCUGGUCAAGUACAAAUGUGCCUCCAACCAUGUGCCGGUGACUAUGACCAACGGCUCUACCCUGCCCUUGGUGGACACCACUAGCAAGGAUGCUGAGGCGGGGGGAUACAACCCCUUCGAACACCGACGCGUCACUCACCCCACCACAGACACAGAAACCCUGAUCCACUUGUUGAAGGGCAGUUUAGGCACAGGGAUCCUGGCAAUGCCUGCUGCCUUCAGGAACGCUGGGCUCUUCUUCGGACUCUUCGCUACCUUCAUCAUCGGCAUUGUUUGUACAUACUGCAUACAUAUUCUGGUGAAAUGCGCUCACAAGUUGUGCAGAAGAAUGAAAGUUCCUUCCCUUGGCUUUGCGGAUGUCGCUGAAGUAGCUUUCCUUGCUGGUCCUCCCAGUAUACAGAAGUUUGCCACAUUGUCAAGGUUUCUUGUCAACUUAUUCCUGGUAGUCGAUCUUCUUGGAUGUUGCUGUGUCUACAUUGUUUUUGUGGCAAAGAAUGCUAAACAGGUCAUAGACGUCAAUCUAGAAACAGACAUAGAUCUGAGGUUGUACAUGUUGGCGCUGCUGCCGCUGUUGAUCUGUAUGAACCUGAUCCGCAACCUCAAGUAUCUCGCCCCGUUCUCCAUGGUCGCCAACAUCCUGAUUGGGACAGGGAUGGGAAUCACCUUCUACUACAUCUUCCAGGACCUUCCCCCUGUCACGUCACAACCAAAGUUCUCAUCCAUGGCUCAGCUGCCGAUCUUCUUUGGAACGGCCAUCUUUGCCCUUGAAGGAAUUGGGGUGGUGAUGCCUUUGGAGAACAACAUGAAGACUCCGACUCACUUCAUCGGCUGUCCUGGUGUUCUCAACACGGGAAUGUUCUUUGUGGUUUUGCUGUAUUCCAGUGUCGGGUUCUUUGGUUACCUCAAGUAUGGAGAUGCCACGGAACCAAGCAUAACACUAAACUUGCCUGACAAUAUUUUGGCACAGUCAGUAAAAGUGAUGAUAGCAGUAGCCAUAUUUCUGACGUAUUCUCUGCAGUUCUACGUUCCUAUGGAAAUCAUCUGGAAAGCAGUAAAGCACAGGUUCACCAAACACCCUGCAUUGGUGGAGUACAGCAUCAGGAUUGUCCUUGUCAUCAUGACAGUACUGAUUGCUAUCAUGGUGCCUAACCUGGGGCCGUUCAUCUCCCUGGUAGGAGCCGUGUGUUUGUCUUUCCUCGGACUCAUGUUCCCGUCCAUCGUGGAGAUCAUUGUCUACUGGGGAUCUGAGGAAGGACUCGGCAAAGGCAACUGGAUACUCUGGAAGAACUUAGCUGUCAUCAUGUUUGGGGUUGUUGGAUUCUUCACCGGAUCUUACACAAGUAUCCUGGAAAUCAUAGAGGAACACUACAAGUCCUCUUAGGACUUUUUUGUAAAGUAACUGUAGAAAUGUCCUUUAGGCCUUCUGCAACAGUAACAUAUUGCUGAAGUCAUUUUCCAUCAGCUUGCUUCAAGAUCAAGAAAGUGCAUCCUAAAAGGUGUGCGUAAAUGAUCCCAAAAUAUGUUUAUUUGUUUUUGAACGUGUAAGUAGAAUUUUACUCAUCUAGUCAGAAUAUUGUGUAGUUUCAAGAAAAAAGCCAAAGUUGAAAACUUUGUUAAAGUUUUUGGCAAAGCUGUGUAAUUUGUUAUAAGAUUUUAAUUUGUGAAAUUUAUUAGCUGUUAAGUUAUAAGUUCCUUUUAUUAACUAAUCGGUGGUAACUAAACUGUAUAAAAAAAGGCUUUAAAGUUUUUAGUAUUAUUUUAUUACCUUCAGUAAACAUUGAAAUCCACACUGUGGUAUUGUGUAAAAUAGUUUGUAGCCAUACCUGUAUUGAAAAUAUCUCUUUGUUGUUACUGUUGUAAACUGCUCUAAAGGAACAAGAUAAAACAUUUGUGAUAUUGACUAAGUUAAGAGGUAUCACUCUUAGAGAGUGUAAAACAAAUAUUUUAUAUGUUGACCAAUGUAAUGGUGUAGUUCCAAACAGCUUUUAGGGUACAAAACUCGUGUAAACUGUAGAUAGCAAGACUAUGUAGACUAGUUUUAUGUUAAGUUAAAAUAUUUAUGAAGCCAGUGUUUUUUUCGGUGCUUCGUGUAGUUCAAAGUUCUCUAAUUUUAUUUAUAUUGUAUAACAAUAAGAAUAUGCAAUAAAUUUAUUUAAAUAUAAUUAUGUGUAUUCUCUUUUGAUUUGUAUAUGUUAGAUUUAGAUAUCCAAAAUGUUGUUGCUAAACAUUUUUUUUUAUAGUGUGGGAUUCAGUUUUAGUAUAUCAGGAAUGGCCAAUGCUGGGAUAUGUUUUGAUAGUGUUAUUUAUUCAGAAUUUUAUUUGAAUGUUUAUUGUACCCUAUUUAGCCUAAACAGAGUCAUUGUAGUAUAUUCAGGACUUUCCCUUGUAGGUCAGUAAAACUUACUAGAAAUAUUUACAGAUUUACCAACUGUUAUGUCUACACACAGUCAGUCUCAGCUAAAAAUGAUGUCAUAAAAUUAUAAACUGAUUUUAAAAUUGCAAAAAUUGUAAUAAUUUUUGUUAAACAAUACAGAAUCUAACAUAAAUACUGUGGUAGGUACUGUAGUCCAGUAUUUAAAAUUUAAGUCAUACUUUUUAAAGUUACCUAAGAACAAAUAAUUAAUUGUAUGAUUAUUUACUAAACUAUGUGUUAAAAAACUCAUCAAAGAAUUCUUGUUGUUUUUUUUACUAGAACUGAAACAAAUACACUGGUAUUGUGCCUUGCAAAAGUUCAAUGGCAGUUCAUUCAAAUAUUUUUUUUAAGUAGGCUACAUAGGAUGUAUGUUCAGAAACUUCGUCCUUUAUUAUGUUACCAAUGUAGAGAAGGAGAAUUUUGUUUGAAUACGGUAUGCCAUAUAUUUACUGUUUGUUACAAUGCAGAUACAUUAGUAUUAAACAAUUUUCCAAUUUCACUCUAAAAAUAUCACUCCCAAUGCCAUUAGUAGAACGCACAGCUAUUGAAUUCUUUAGAACUAAUUUACAACAUUGUAUAAAAGUAUCAUUAGAACAUGUCAUGGCCCUAUACUCUAGUAAAGUACAAAUAAAUUUAUAUUCAAAUAUUUUUUUACAACAAGAUAUUUGUGCCAAUCAAGUCAAUUACGAUAAUGUUAACGGGUAAACAAUUUUUACUAUAUUUAAAUGAAACUAAAUAAAAAUAUCUUUGCGCCAACUUUCACAAAAGUAAAAAAUGUAUUUUUUUAUUCAUGAGCUUUUUGUGAUAUUAAAAAGUGAUAUGAUACACUUUUCUGUCCAGUUUAACUGUAUAAUGUAAAUAAAUUUAAAAUGAACUGCACGAUUUUUUCUGGUAAAUACAAACAUUUUACCUAGUUUUUUGCUGUCAAUAAUAUUUACCAUUCAAUUACAUUCACACUAUGCCAAAUCCUAUUAAUAACUGAACUUUCAUUUAUAGAUUUUCAGGACUAGUUUUAUAAUUGAAACAAAUCUGUGAUAAGAUUUUUUGUGUUAAUGUUUUUUAGUCUAAGUUUAGAACAAACCCCUUUUUAAGUAACUUAUGGCAGUACUGUUGAGUAGCUCUAUAUCACAGCUCAUUCAUUACAAAAGAUAUAUGAGAAACUUUUUUUACUGAGAAUAUCACAAAACUUGUAACAGUGCCACUAAACUUUUUUAGACAACUUUAAUGGUGAUUACACUAGUGGAGAUGAGUUUGGCAUAUAAAAUUGUCAAUUGGAGAUGGAUGUACGAGCAUUGUUGAUGUUGAUAGAUUAAAAAUGUUUCAUGUUG